AUCUGCGAGUGUCAGUGCAAUUCGCGACGCGAUGCCCUCCGCUCUCUCGGUCCGUACUUAAGGGGUGGUGAGAUCGAAGGCUCGCCGACUACUCCCGUUGUGUCGUUGUCAAGAGCGACGAGGACUACCCUCUGUGCGCGACAAGUUCCGAGGAAAUCAAAGCUUCCAUUCUUACAAAACUUCGGGCGGUACAAUCCGAAGUAAUCGUGUCGACGAGCAAAUAAUCGCGAUCGAUCGUCGUUCCUAUGACAAGGAAAAAGUGUUAGAUGUGAGUGACAAUUGGUAGGAUUAAAUUCGCGUUUCCAUUUGAAAUGAAUCCUGUCGCGUUGAUUAAUCCAGUGAUAUUCGUUAUCGGUCGAUGAGGGAGCAAUCAGCUGAUUGCUAUCAAUUAUUUGCAAUAAUCGUGCGGAUCGAUGCGAUACUCCGGUACAUCACUGCAAGAAUGCUCGUCGGUACGUCGGUGUUUUCUAUCGCGAGAUUGAAAAUUAUGCAAACAUAAUUUCCAACCGUGCAAUCCGCGCCAAAGAAACGCCGGCGUGGCGACGUCCGAUCGUGCGUUCGUUAUUAUCGGAAAACAGCGGCGAGUUAUCAUCCGUUAGGCGACGUCAGGUCGCAAUGAUAUGAAAAUACCAGUUAUCAAACGCGACAGGAUAAAACGACAGCAAUAUCGAGAGUUUCGUUCCAUUGCAUAGAUAUUCAACGGCUGUGACGUAUUGUUGUGCGCCCGCGCUCGGACGAAAAAAAGGGGAAAAAACGGGAACGAGUAAGAGGAUCGAGCGUGGCAGAUAAAAACGAAGAAGAGUAGCGGAGGUAUGUCGGAGAAGAUGAUAUUGAGGCGGAGAACUGAUUGAAGCGAAAAAAAAAUGACAACUAUUGAGGCCGUUAGUGAAAUGAGUGCGGUACGUCGGGCGGUAUGGUUUAGCGCCGUGUUGUUCGCAGCGACUCCCUUGGCCUACACUCAAGUAACAUGGACGCCGAUCUACGUGGGAGGAUACAGUCAAGUUGACCUCUGGACACAGAGCACCACCGGCUGCGCCUGCAGCUUCAACUCAUCCAGCAACGAUUGCGCUUGUUGCGUACCAUCGGGAGGCUGCAGUUGCGGCGCAGCUUCGCCCGAUAGAUGCGCUCAGUGCGGCCUGGAGCAGCAUUGCGCAAAUAUGUGCAACAUAACGUUGGACAGCAGGCAGCUGUUCAGCAAAUCGGAUCGUGGCUUCGGGCAAAUAAAGUCGCCGUAUCUUCAAGGGCCCUCGAGGUGUACAUACAGAUUCGUGCCGGAUACUGGGCAGCGAGUUGAGCUGCAGAUAUAUCGACUGGUGUCCAUCGGUCGACACAACGGCACCGCAUGCGAGGGCGGGUGGCUUCAGCUCGAGGGCAGCGCUCGCGUUUGCGGUCGUAACCAACGCUUCGACCGACCGGUGGUGCUCUUCUCGGACAAACCAGUCGCGACUCUACAUAUGCAGAUAAACGAAAACACAACACGGUCCCAGUUCCUGGCCUACUUCAGCUUCUCGUCCAAAGCGAGCACGUCCGUCGGCUGGCCAGUGAGGGGCGGACAUCCGGUUAACAAUACGGUCUGCUACCCCAUACCCUAUCCGCUCCAUUUUCCCCAUCCACCUCUCGCUUAUACCGGCGUUUAUCCUGGUGCGAAAGACGAAGCGAGCACCGAAGUUCUCGAAUUGCCUCAAACACAUAGUCACGUUAUAAGAAAAUACUUGUGUUUUCAUUGCAGUCACUGCACCAGCGACUACAUUGCCGUCUAUUCAGGCCCGACGACGUCAAGCCCGUUGUUAAAAAUGCUCUGUGACAAACAGAAAACGUCGCUGAUAUACGACGGCCAAGAGCUCCUCGUCGAGUUCAGAACUGGUCCGGAAGUACCGCCCUUCGAUUAUAACGGCUUCGUUGCAACGCUGACUUUUAUAGAAAUGACGACGGAAGUUCCAACGACGAUCGCUAUCGACAGCAUGAAUAAAAGUGUCGAAAUGAUGAAGUCCGGCAGUUAUAACAAUCGUGACCUCCAUGACCACCGCAAGGAUCAGGGCGCCGUGACCAGCAGCUGCGACCUCGAGGUGAACGGUGAGAAGGUCCGGGCGGGUCACCACGACACCAGGGGGAAGCCCAAGUCCACAACGUGCAGGCUCGUGCUGCGUGGCCGUACUUACGACACCGGACACGUUUCCCUAGCCAGUUACAACCUCAGCGCGCAGUCCUGUCAGUCGGCGAUCGAGAUAUUCGACGGCUCGCCGGAGAGCGGGAUGCUGGACACCGCUAAUUCCUUGGAGAGGAUUUGCAGUCCUGCGCAGUGGCUCCCGCGAGAACUCGCGGGUCAAGAUAAGUACGCAGAGCCGAAGCGCUAUUCGUCCAACGGCCGGGACAUGACGGUGGUUUUAAGACGUGCCUCCAACAGUCCCACCGACGAGGAGUACAUGGAGAUCUCAUACUACUUCCACGACGAACGUGAGGGUGGCACUCAGCAGCCGGCCAGCGUAUGUGACGUCGAAUAUUACGGAUUGACGUCACCGGUGGAGGGCUCGGUGGUGCAUCCGGAACCGCAUCGGCUAUUCGCGAUGGAAGGCCCGGUGAAGUGCAGGCAGCACUUUAUACCGGCGCCCAACCAAUCGGUGGUCAUUACGGUGAAGGGUAGCACGAAGCAGACGCCGAACAAUCCGUGCGAGACCAAGUGCGGCGACAGCGGCUGCCACUGCGUCAGCAAGUCCCUGGAGAGCAUGGACCACCUCCUGCUCGUCUCCGAGACCGGACACAUUGUCACCUGUCUCUGUGGGAAUUACCAGGACUGGCUUCCGGUAGGCAUCCGUAGCUGGACCCCGGUCUACAUCGAGUGGUCGAGGUCGUCGAGGGCGGGCCUCAAUUUCCACGCGGCCUACAAGUUUAUCAAUGACACUUACUGUGGCGAUCACACAACGGCGGAGCCGGAAGGCGAGGUGAAUGGGGGUGAUCUAGCGAGCGCUGGGCUCAAGUUGAAUCAGUAUUACCAGCAGAAAUGUACCUGGAUCCUGGACUCGCCGAUCGACCGGCAACUCGUCAUCGAAGUCAAGUCCACUCAGAGCCGACCCUGCACGGCGUGGAACCUGACGAUACACGAGUAUAACAAGACCGGCGAUCCUGCUGGACUCAGACUGCACACGUUCUGCUCGAGGGACACGCACAAGAAUUUCACCCUGCCGUGGAAGAUGAAUACCGCGGUGGUUAGGCUGCAGGCUCUUGGGAGGACUGCCCCGCAAUACACGAUGAGAUGGCGAAGUCUGACAGUGAUCGCCAAUACUCGCCAAAGUGGACCAUCGCCAGCUCCGAACUGGCACGUAGUGGGCUCGUCGAGUAAAACUAAGCCGCGGGGAAUGGCCUUUAUCCUCGUUAUGUUCGCGAUCCUACUCGCACGUUCGUUUGACUGUACUUGAGACUGUUAAGCUCAGGGGAAAAUCGCGUUAAUGCAGACACGUUCCUGUUAAUUGAACCGCGAAAACUCACUGUCUCACGUGUAUAUAAACGAUGAGGACUCGUGCCGGUCCUCGUUUUACGUCGCUCGAUGUGAGAUGUUUUAUGAAGAUGGCACCCCCUCCGCCCCCCACGACAUCCCCAAUCGACAGUCGAGAUUUUGCGGGCUGGCUCGUUAAUUCCCGUCUGCGUAAUUAUCACGAGAGAAAUAUUUUAAGCGCAGAAGAGGAAACGUGCCGUGCGUGCGACGCAGGGAAUAAAUACCGAGAAAAUUUCGAUCGAUCUGUUAUAUUUUUCACUCUAAUGUACGACUCAAUCUUUCGAAGUGUGAACGGGAAGUUAACGAGUCAGAGUUUACCAUUCUUCGAUCGAAUCGUACGUAUACAUAUUAUACACACUCACGCAUACAUACAUGUACGUUGGAAUUAAUGAAAAAUGAUGAUCAGCACAUUUAAUAAGUGAUUAGCUCACAUUGUCAUUCGAUCUAAAGAUAUGGAUCUGUAAAGUCUAGAUUGUCCAUUCCUCGUCCAAUUAAUUUGAAACUUUUUAUAUUCUUCAUGCAAAUAAAUAAUAAAAGUUGUUUCAAGAUUUUUCCUUGCUAUACUCCUUACACAAUUGUUAUUAACACUAGAAAUACCAAGCGGUUAUUUUUAAUCGUUUUUAUUUCUUUUAAUUAAUAUUUUUUGUAAUAUCAAGGAUAAAGAUUAUGAUUUAUCAGGUGCUUUUUCUCAGGUGCAUCAGAUCCAAGAGUAGAUUCAAGAGUAGAAUUUUAAAAAUUUCUAAUUUCAAUAUUCUCCAUCAGAAUAAA
Messenger RNA from Pogonomyrmex barbatus (red harvester ant), 4258 nucleotides. RefSeq lists its product as uncharacterized. Lineage: Eukaryota; Metazoa; Arthropoda; Insecta; Hymenoptera; Formicidae. Gene Ontology annotation, cellular component: plasma membrane. The record is from RefSeq and is a predicted model, not a curated record.